AUGUCGACCUCAUCCAUUCAAUACCUCAUAUUCAUCCGCUCACUUUUACACGCUACACCUACCACCACGACCGCUUCGUCAACCAUCACCUCUUUGACUCUUUCUACGAGGGACUUUAGUCCUGUCAUCAUUUGUCGGGGAGGUCAAAGGGUUGCCGUUCCAAAGUUCAUCUUUAGAGACGCUGACAAUAUCGCCAUCCUAGAGUUGACAUUUGAUAAAAUCCUUCAAUCUUCCUAUAAGACUAAAGGACUCAGAGGGCACGAGGGCACCAUAGUCUACAUUCCCCUCAAAUACUUGCCCAACUUGCUUCCAUAUGUCACAUCUGUCGAAUUCGAUGUACGGAAGGGUUCCCACCCUUUCAUUGGUCUCUUCUUCCUCUUAAUUGUCGCCGUCAUGGUAGUUUCUGUCUCGAAUGGCUACCCCAUUACGCACCUUCCUCUCCAUCUCUUUCAGCUCAUCGUGACAGUCAUGUACCAUAUCUGCCAUCUGGUGGUACUCUGGCUGGUAAAUAGCAUUGAGGCAACCGGAUUAUUCGAUUUGAAUGAAGGCAUUCGAGUUUAA
Molecule: messenger RNA, 561 nt
Organism: Desarmillaria tabescens
Lineage: Eukaryota; Fungi; Basidiomycota; Agaricomycetes; Agaricales; Physalacriaceae
Exons: 4
Coding region: 1-561 (186 amino acids)
Source: RefSeq, a predicted model, not a curated record